Poecilia reticulata (guppy) is the source of this 2361-nucleotide messenger RNA. It is a transcript of the gene cbx7a, whose product is annotated as chromobox homolog 7a. Gene Ontology annotation, cellular component: PRC1 complex. The record is from RefSeq and is a predicted model, not a curated record. Gene Ontology annotation, biological process: negative regulation of transcription by RNA polymerase II. NCBI's taxonomy places the organism in Eukaryota, Metazoa, Chordata, Actinopteri, Cyprinodontiformes, Poeciliidae.
CCAGCGUUGAUGUGUCGCAGAUUUUAAAAAGUGAGGCAGGAGAGCGGCUGGAGUUUCUGAGCGAGGGGAGGCGCACAAGCUUAGCGGAAAAAAACUAGGACUCUCGGAGGGAACCGUGGAAAAACACUUAGCGCUCUGUUUUUUGUUUUUUUUUUAUUAUUAUUCGUCCGUCCUCCUUCUCCCCCCGUAACUACUUUAUUUCCGCACGUCGGGAAGUAAACAAGCAGGGAUCCAGUUGCGUCCUGUUUGGACCGUCGCGAUGGAGCUGUCAUCUAUUGGAGAGCAAGUGUUCGCUGUUGAGUCAAUUACAAAGAAGAGAAUUAGAAAGGGUAAUGUGGAGUAUCUACUGAAAUGGCAGGGAUGGCCCCCAGAGUACAGCACUUGGGAGCCGGAGGACAACAUUCUGGACCCGCUCUUGGUCCUGGCUUACGAAGAGAAUCAGGAGAAGCUCAGAUCUCUGAGCUUUCGAAAGAAAGGCCUCAGACCCAGGAAGCUGGUACUGCGGAACAUUUUCGGCAUGGACCUGCGGAGCGCCCACAAGGAUGACGAGAAGCCCCCGCCUCGCCUGCGCCUGUCCCUCACCAGAUCCAUGAGUACGGACGUGGAGCAGGCGUGCCGGCGCCGGGCCAGGAGGAGGAACAGACAGAGAGUGACCAAAGCCUUCCAAAAACACUCUUCCAACAAGCCAAUCCAUGAGCAGAAGAUGAAUGUGGAGCCGGUGGAGAAGGACUGGGGCGGCACCAGUGAGGAGGACAAGCCCGGAUGUGAGAGCACCACUGAGGAGAGAUGUGAAGACAGCUUGUAUGGUCAGUCAGAGUGCAGCUCUCCUCCGUUCUUAGAGGAACAGGACAUGGACACGGAGGUGGAGGAAAAGGUUGCCAGCCCGGACAUGUGGACAGAUGAAGCGGACGGAGGGAUCUUUGAAACCAGUCAGAGACACACAAAUUCACACGACGAAUCCRAGGACAACAYCUUGGURUCUGAGGCCAAACCAGAAGUCGUGGUUUCCCCAAGCGGSAGGUCAGACUGGGUGGAGGAGGAGGGCGUGGAAGCCUUCUCAGAGAGUCCAACCACGGAGGAAAAGAACGCAACCUCAGUGAUAGUGAGGGUCCAGGGAUGUGGCAAGAYGACGGGCGAUGCCGUGUCCGUCUGCUCUGACUCUGAGCCGAAGAAAGACGAAGCGAGAAGCGACAAUCAGAGCGUGAUUGUGACGGCGUCGGACCGCCCAAAAGUUCCCUACGAAGCGCCACGUCCCGGGAGAGUGAUCGUGACGAACGUGACUGUAAACUGCCUGACGGUGACUUUCAAAGAGGCGAGCUGCAGCGAGGGCUUCUUCAACGGCUGCUGAACCAAGAAAGGGGAACACGGAGACAGGGAUCAGCAUAACCAUAGUUAGACCUGCCGCUCAUGGUGAAGUAAAUACCGCAAGCAAAUAGUGUCUGUAAGGUCAUUCCACAUGAUUUUAUGAGUUCAGUAAGACAUCAUUGCCUUGGAAUAAAAGUGAGUGGUGAUUUUAUUAUUAUAGUGGCUCAUUUAUUAGGUGUGACAGGAAACAAUGCACUGCAGGCCAGCAGAUUAAGCCGAUCUCGGUGGCAGAGUUCAUUCUUACAGCAGCUCGGUUCACCCUACUGCAGGGAAGGGCAGCCGAAAACAACAGUUUACAGAACAACUCUGAUGCAGCUACCGUUCCAGUUGUCCUCAGUGCUUUCCAGCAGGAUGCAGGUUUUCACCAAAACCUGCUUCCAGUCGACUUUUUAAAAAAAAGAAAAAAGUAAAACGAUGUUUUUUUGUAAAUGUCGCUCACUAUCUCUCGCACAGAGCUACGCGCAUGCCCCCAUCAGUCUGUGCCACACACGCACGCGRCUGUCUGCCACGCUUUUGUCGGAGGGGUUUAUUUCUGUAACAAAGGAGAGAUCCAAACAAAGACGGCGGAUUAACGCCUCAGACGGAGCCGUGCAUCUAAAGGAGGGGUGGACGGACAAAAAGGAAACGCGCGGUCGUGUUUGCUGUCUCAUCGUCCUUUAACUUUCCAAGUAUGAAAUGCUGCCUGGGUCUAUUUUUGUAUUACCAAUUGAUAGUCAGCUCCUUUCACCGGCUUUUGUGUCAUCAAAAGAGGAGGUGUCGAUUCAAGAUGUUGCUUCCGAGCUCCGUAGGUAAUGUACAAAUGGAAGCAAAUGUACUUCUAAACUGUAGUGAGCUAUUAUUUAUUGCAUGUCACUUGUACAAACUGCACUAAUUUAUGUCUCUUGAUGUGUCUGAAUCUGUCUCUCUCUAACAAAGAUGGAUUAUCAAACAUGUCUUCUCUAUAUCACAAAAAGGUUUCUAUUUGACUGCAUUUUCAAUAAAUGUGUAUGAAAAUAA